Cottoperca gobio is the source of this 2720-nucleotide messenger RNA. It is a transcript of the gene bard1, whose product is annotated as BRCA1 associated RING domain 1. Gene Ontology annotation, molecular function: ubiquitin-protein transferase activity; protein binding. The record is from RefSeq and is a predicted model, not a curated record. Gene Ontology annotation, cellular component: BRCA1-BARD1 complex; BRCA1-A complex. Gene Ontology annotation, biological process: protein K6-linked ubiquitination. Lineage: Eukaryota; Metazoa; Chordata; Actinopteri; Perciformes; Bovichtidae. The transcript is spliced from 11 exons. The coding region runs from base 136 to 2559 and encodes 807 amino acids.
AUCACAGAUUACUUCCGUAAAUCUUUGGCGGGAGAUGCAAGUAGCCAGGAAGCAAGCACGGCUUGUUUUGCAAUCGCGAUUCAUUAGCAAACAAAGAGUAACAGAAGAGCAAGAGACACAGGAUUUAUUCUAAUAAUGGAUAAUGAUGUCCUCGUGCAGACAACGGAUUGGAAGAACACCAAAGUGGCGGUUGCGAAAUUUCGACGAAUGCUGCUUUGCUCAAAAUGCUCAAAUGUAAUGACGGAACCUGUGUGUCUAGGAAUGUGCGAGCAUAUGCUGUGCAGGUCCUGUGCCGGCCCCCGGGCAGGAGAUGGCUGCGUGGUGUGUCAGAGUCCUGCGUGGGUGAAGGACAUUCAAAUCAACAGGCAGCUCAGCAGCAUCAUACAGCUCUUCUGCAGUUUGGAGUCUCUGCUCAAUCCCAUAGAACCACCAGCAGAGUCCUCUCCAGCUGAGAUUCCAACACAACCUCACAGUCCUGUGUUAAAACACAAGAAGAGCUUCAAGAUCUGGUUUAGCCCCCAUAGCCGCAAGGUACGCUGCACGGUGGAGAAGCCUGCAGUGGUCACCGUACCGGAGAGCUCGUCUUCUGGAGAAACACGUGCAGCCCAGUCAGACACCCUUACUGCUCAACGGCAGACUCAGGACAUGUCGGUUUUCAAUUUCACCUCGUCCUCCCAAGACUCUGGCUCUUCUUCUACUCAAAGAUGCGAAAAUGAAAACAGGAAGAAGAGAUCAACUAAGAAAAAUGCCGCCAGCAAGAAGGUGUCGCUGCAACGAGCCACUGUAACCACACGAAAACAGAGCAAACUGAAGAUGAAGAAGAACAGGCUGGAGGCUAUAAACCAGCAAUGGGGGAUUACCAAGGAGAUAGAUGCUUUAAAGGAAAAGGAGCAGUCCUCUGCUGAAGAGGCAAGGAGAUCCAGUAAGAGGGUUUCCUUCCUAAACUCUGCUGUCACGUCUGACGAGAGUCAGCCUGAAGUGCCACAGGGGAGUACUAAUGAACUCAGCCCUGCCAGAAGCACCACGAGGGAGAGUCUCUUAGGAGGCAGUGGCACUGUACUGAAUGACCAAACCCAGCCUGGUCAGGGAAUGUCGGACAGUGUCGGCGAGCAUGACAAACUGCCUGAAACUCACAAUCCUGAAAAACAGGAUGACGAACCCCCCCCAAAGCAUUCAUCAAAAAGAUCCAGAGUGGUGGAGAAGGUUGCCAUGUUGGACACCACACCAAAAAGGCCCAGGGCUUCCCCAGGCAGGCGGAGGAAAUCACAGAUGUCUUUAGCUGUCCUUAACCCUCUUUCUUCGGCUAGCCCAAGGUGUGAUAAGAGCGUCAACAACUCAAGAGAAGAGCAGGGAGCCAGCCCCUCUGUCCUAUCCACUGUUGGUAAAAGAUCUCCCAGAUCUCCCAGAUCUCCCAGUGGAUCUGUUGGACGGCCCACCUCAGGGAGCCCAGCAGUUAUGAAGAGGAACCACAUGGGAGAGACCCUGCUGCAUCUAGCUGCUAUAAAGGGAGAUGUAGAGGCUGUCAAGGAACUGCUGGAUGAGGGGGCUGACCCCAACCUGAAGGAUAAUGCUGGGUGGACACCUCUGCAUGAAGCGUGUAACCUGGGUCACCUGGCGGUUGUGGAGGUGUUGGUCUCAAGGGGAGCCCUGUUAAAUACUCCUGGCUAUGAAAAUGACUCUCCGCUCCACGAUGCUGUGAGGAACGGACAUCCAGCCAUUGUCAAAUUGCUGCUGCAGCUUGGAGCCUCUCAGGACGUACUUAAUCUGUCUGGAAAGCGACCUGCUGAUUACACAGUGGGCCUGGAGAUGCUGGAGAUUUUCCAGGAAGCUUCAGAAGAAACCAAAUAUGCUAAUACAUCUCUUAGCCCCUCAGCCCAUCUCUCUAUGGUGAACGACUCUGUCAGGAGGAAUGAAAUGGUGGUGUUUCGAGCCAGCAAGCUGUCACAGCCAGAACGGCUUCUAGUGGCCGAACUGGGAGAGCUACUGGGAGGGAGGAUGGCUGACACUGUUUCUGUCUCAGUGAGCCAUGUCGUGGUGCCAGAAGGACACAUGCCCACCACCAACUCCACCCUCCUGGGUCUUCUUGCUGGCUGCUGGGUUGUCAAAUUCAGCUGGGUGGAGGCGUGUCUGCAGGCAGGCGAGUGGAUGCCCGAAACUGAGCACGAAGCGGGAGAAGGCCCGCAGCGCAGUCGCGUCAACAGAUGGAGCUUGCUCCCGCCGCUCUUCGAUGGCUGUUUCUUCUUCCUCCUUGGCUCCUUUAAGGCGCCUUCCAAAGACGAGCUCACCAAGCUGCUCAGGGAAGGAGGAGGUCAACUGCUGAGCCGGCAGCCAAAGCCAGACAGCGAUGUGACACAAACCCUGAGUGCUGCGGCCUACCACGCACUGCCUGGCUCCGACCAGGCCCUCUGCACCCAGUACAUCAUCUUUGACCCCCGGGGCCCCCACAAGCCGACCGUAGUGAGGCGAGGUAAGGUGUGGUCAGCUCCCUCCACCUGGCUCAUCGACUGCAUCACAGCCUUCCGCCUCCUCCCCGUGUCGGACCCUCAAACGUCUGUUUAAACCAUUUCUUUCCAUGUGAUUCAAUAAUAACUUUGCGCUGAGAUAUCAUUUGUCCUUGUGCACGGUCAUCAUGUUUUUCUUUUUUAUUAUGCAAUGAUUAAGUUGACACAGAAAUCACAUAAAUAAUAAAACAAUAAUGUGGCUUAAAAUGCUAAUCUGCA